AUGGCUCACAGGCGGCCUGGCCUUUCCAGGACAUUGCCAAAGGACUUCACUUUUUACAUCAGUGAUGUUCGACCGAGGACUCCGGAACAACCAACCAAGGAGCUCACAAUCCCGCCACCUCCCCACCAUUCCUCCUGUCGUUUCCGCAGACCGCGACUCACCAUGGAAAACCACCGUGAGCUCUUUUGCUCGCCAGAUAUUCCAUUACCGUCAAUUGAGUUUUCGCACGAUCCUUCAAGCUCCGUAACUAGCAUUUUCGAUCAGGUCGCAACUCAAACACCAACAGAUAAUGCGCUGCAAGUUCCCCUGAGAGACAGAGUCGAUCCACGAACGCCUCCGGCUCAGAUCCGGGGUACCCCCGUAGAUGAGAGACCACCUUGGACCUAUGGAGGUGUGUCAGAGGCGGGCGAUUUUAUACAACGACCAUCGUCUUCGUGUUCCAAUUUUUCAGAUUCUUCGGUUGCGUCUUCUACAUCUCACGCCUCGCAUCAGUCGUUGGGGGAAAGCUGUACGAGUCCAGAAAGCGAGAUACAAGAUCCUUUACUGUCAUAUCCUCUCACUAAGCACAAGCAAGAGCUGGAAACCCCAUCCAAGGCGAGUAACGCGCAGGAAGUUCCUGUUAACAUUGUUGCAACCCGAUCUCGAUGGACUACAGACAUGGAUAGUCACUUGUGGAACACAUAUCAGAUAUAUCUCCAGGAUCCUCGAAUCACGCCUUUCAAACUGAUCCCCGGGAGUCUGCCGCCUUUAGGAGUUUCGCACCGCGUUGCUCGUGAAGCGAGGAAGACUUGGCUUAGGACUAAAAAUCCAACCAAGGCGGGUCCUUCACCGGUACCAUUAAUUCCCGCGAUGUAUAUGGAAGACCGUGCCAAGACUGGAAAGAAACAAGAAACAGUCGACUCUACAACGCGAAGUGGGAGUACAACACCAACUGCCCAGAAAGUCCCUCCUAAGCCAAAAUGGCCCAGAUCAGAUGCAUCUACCAGAAGACGUUUGAAGGAACUGUGCAAUCGGAAGUUCUUUAUUGCCCCGCACUAUCAACGGCUCCUCCAAUCUCGAAGUCCUUCUCCUUUCCUCGAACCCUUCAUAGAAUUGACGUCUAGAGCGCCUUCGCAACUGAGGGCUUCCCAUCGAAGAGCAGCGUCUUUCGCCACCAGGGAUCUUGGUGUGUCGUUGGUUUCAAGCUCUUUACCUACCCAAGUUGCUGAACUUGGACGACCGGUGGCCAGCACCGAUCUCGAUACCAGCUCGGAUAAUGACUGGUUCAAUAAUAUCCAACAACAUGCACAGGGCAGUUCCAGGCAGGAUCCCAACAAACGUCUAUCCCGCUCGCUUGACCAUACCAGUAACACAAGCCACACCUUCUCACCCGACCCAAUCCCUCCCCGUCUUGGCUCCCCUUUCAUCUACCACACUUGGGGUCCGGAUAGAUCCCACCGUCGUCUCCGCUCAGUCACGCCUGCCAGCCAAUGCGAGACCAUCCAUGCAGCAACCGGCUCAAAGCUACAAUCUCCAGGACUAGGACGCGUGGAUCCUUUCGGGAAUGCUCCACACAAACGACGUGCACUGCACCAGUUGGAAGAUGAGCUAGAUUCCUGUGGUAGCAGCCUCCAACGACCAUUCCCAGAUCUUAUUCGUCAGACGAGAUUUAAUGAUGUUAUUAGCCAUGGCCAGCGGCGCGUGCGCGUGAGGAAUCGGGGGGUUACAACGGGUGCGAUUAGUCCGAGAGGAAGGCUGGAGCAGCUCUUCACGCCGCCUGCGCCGUUUCCAGAUUUUACUACCGCCGCUGGCGCUGCUGCUACGGGUACUGCGGAGGACGACGACAACAACGGGCAAGAGUCGCGGGAUAAUGUUAAUGCCAGCAAUAAUAUUAAUUACACUCAUAAUAAUAUUAAUCAUAACAGCCACCUGCGACUUGGUGAUGACAUCAAACGUCUGGGUUCCCCAUUCCACUCCGAUCCACCGAGCAUGGGCAUGAGCAAGAACAUAUGCUUGAGAAAAAUGACAGCGACACCAACUCGCUCACCCCGCCAUGCGACGUCGCUUUCUGAUCCGUUUAUCCCUGCGAUGACUUCUGCGUCUGCUUCGUUUGCUAGCUUGGCUUCUGGAGCGCAACAGCAGCAAUGGGUAUCGAGACGGCAGGAAGGGACGGAGAAUCUGGCCCAUACGCCUUAUUUUGAAAGGAGGGGUGGAAUGGGCUCUGGUGGUGAAGGAGAAGGUAAUGGCGGUGGCAGUGUCAAGUUGGACACCCCUAAUACGCCGUUUUCAUAG
This is a messenger RNA of Paracoccidioides brasiliensis Pb18, 2271 nucleotides long. RefSeq lists its product as uncharacterized. The record is from RefSeq and is a predicted model, not a curated record. The transcript has a single exon. Bases 1 to 2271 code for a protein of 756 amino acids.